This is a messenger RNA of Diceros bicornis minor, 5886 nucleotides long. RefSeq names its product MLLT6, PHD finger containing (gene MLLT6). The record is from RefSeq and is a predicted model, not a curated record. The coding region runs from base 782 to 3967 and encodes 1061 amino acids. Gene Ontology annotation, biological process: regulation of transcription by RNA polymerase II. Lineage: Eukaryota; Metazoa; Chordata; Mammalia; Perissodactyla; Rhinocerotidae. Gene Ontology annotation, molecular function: histone binding; nucleosome binding. The transcript is spliced from 17 exons. Gene Ontology annotation, cellular component: nucleus.
CCCCCUCCCAUACACCUGAGCAUCUCCUACCGGAUGAGCUAGGGGACGCUGAGGCUGAGGCUAGGGUGGGCCUGUCACACAGGACUUCCUGUUUCCUGCACACCUAUCAUCAACUCCAUCUCUCCGUUAGCUCAUCCCUUACUCUGCCCCACCUCUGUAAGGGGCCUUUUAUGUUUGUUUGCUUGUUUGUUUGAACUUUUUAUUAGAGAAAGUUUCCAACCUGUACAAAAGUAGAGGGAAUACGGUAAUGAACCUCAUGUCCCCAUCACCCAUCUUCAGCAAUUAUCACUCAUGGCCAAUCCUGUUUCCUCUAGACCCCCACCUAUUCCCCCUAGACAUCUUUUUUUUUUUCAGUUGAGGUCACAUUGGUUUAUAACAUAUAAAUUUCAAGUGUAUAUCAUUGUAUUUUAACUUCUGUAUAGACUACAUCGUGUUUACCACCAAAAGUCUAGUUUCUAUCUGUCACUGUACAAAUGUCCCCCUUUACCCACCUUCCCCUCUGGUAACCACCACUCUGUUCUCUGUAUCUGUGUGUUCCCCAUAGACAUCUGAUCAUUUCAUCCUAGGGCCCUUUGAAUGUGUUCAGGGAGGGCCCAGCUCAGCAGAUCCCCCAGUCCCUUUGGGAAAGCCCCUCCCAAAUCCCUGUGCCCCUUUGCAUUGACAGAGGUGUGAGCUGUGCCCACACAAAGACGGGGCAUUGAAGAGGACUGACAAUGGAGGCUGGGCCCACGUGGUGUGUGCCCUCUACAUCCCCGAGGUGCAGUUUGCCAACGUGCUCACCAUGGAGCCCAUCGUGCUGCAGUACGUGCCUCAUGAUCGCUUCAACAAGACUUGUUACAUCUGCGAGGAGCAGGGCCGGGAGAGCAAGGCAGCGUCAGGAGCCUGCAUGACCUGUAACCGCCAUGGAUGUCGACAAGCUUUCCAUGUCACCUGCGCCCAAAUGGCAGGCCUGCUGUGUGAGGAAGAAGUGCUGGAGGUCGACAACGUCAAGUACUGUGGCUACUGCAAAUACCACUUCAGCAAGAUGACAUCCCGGCACAGCAGCGGGGGAGGUGGAGGAACAGGAGGAGGAGGAGGAGGAGGAGGAGGAGGAGGAGGAGGCGGAGGCGGAGGCAGCGGCGGAGGCAGCGGCAGCAGCAGCGGCACAGGGGGAGGUAGCAGUGGCUUCAUCACUGGCAGGAGAAGCCGGUCAGCCUCACCAUCCACCCAGCAGGAGAAGCACCCUUCCCACCACGAGCGGGGCCAGAAGAAGAGUCGAAAGGACAAAGAACGCCUUAAACAGAAGCACAAGAAGCGGCCUGAGUCACCCCCCAGCAUCCUCACCCCACCUGUGGUCCCCACUGCUGACAAGGUCUCCUCCUCAGCUUCCUCCUCCUCCCACCACGAGGCCAGCACUCAGGAGACCUCUGAGAGCAGCAGGGACUCAAAGGGGAAAAAGUCUUCCAGCCAUAGCCUGAGUCACAAGGGGAAGAAACUGAGCAGUGGGAAAGGUGUGAGCAGCUUCACCUCUGCCUCCUCCUCCUCCUCCUCCUCCUCUUCCUCCUCUGGGGGGCCCUUCCAGCCUGCAGUUUCGUCCCUGCCGAGCUCCCCUGACUUCUCUGCAUUCCCCAAGCUGGAGCAGCCAGAGGAGGACAAGUACUCCAAGGCCACAGUCCCCACCCCUUCAGCCCCCGCCUCUCCCUCAGCCCCCGAACCCCCCAAGGCUGACCUCUUUGAGCAGAAGGUGGUCUUCUCUGGCUUUGGGCCCAUCAUGCGCUUCUCCACCACCACCUCCAGCUCGGGCCGGACCCGGGCCCCGUCCCCUGGGGACUAUAAGUCUCCCCACGUCUUGGGGUCCGGGGCCUCAGCAGGCACUCACAAGCGGAUGCCCACACUGAGCGCCGCCCCUGCGCCUACUGAGGAGACCCUUGAGACAGGCCUGAAAGAGAAGAAGCACAAAGCCAGCAAGAGGAGCCGACACGGGCCAGGCCGUCCCAAGGGCAGCCGGAACAAGGAGGGCACUGGGGGCCCAGCUGCUUCCUCCCUGCCCGGUGCCCAGCUGGCUGGCUUUACCGCCACUGCUGCCUCACCUUUCUCCGGAGGCUCCCUGGUCAGCUCCGGCCUUGGUGGUCUGGCCUCCCGCACCUUUGGGCCUUCUGGGAGCCUGCCCAGCCUGAGCCUGGAGUCCCCCCUGCUGGGGGCAGGCAUCUACACCAGUAAUAAGGACCCCAUCUCCCACGGUGGCGGAAUGCUGCGGGCUGUCUGCAGCACCCCCCUCUCCUCCAGCCUGCUGGGGCCCCCAGGGACCUCGGCCCUGCCCCGCCUCAGCCGCUCCCCAUUCACCAGCACCCUCCCCUCCUCCUCUGCUUCUAUCUCCACCACUCAGGUGUUUUCUCUGGCUGGCUCUACCUUUAGCCUGCCUUCUACCCACAUCUUUGGAACCCCCAUGGGUGCCGUUAACCCCCUCCUCACCCAAGCCGAGAGCAGCCACACAGAACCAGACCUGGAGGACUGCAGCUUCCGGUGUCGGGGGACCUCCCCCCAGGAGAGUCUGUCUUCCAUGUCCCCCAUCAGCAGCCUCCCCGCACUCUUCGACCAGACAGCGUCCGCACCCUGCGGGGGCGGCCAGUUAGACCCAGCGGCCCCCGGCACGACUAACAUGGAGCAGCUGCUGGAGAAGCAGGGCGACGGCGAGGCCGGCGUCAACAUCGUGGAGAUGCUGAAGGCCCUGCACGCGCUGCAGAAGGAAAACCAGCGGCUUCAGGAGCAGAUCCUGAGCCUGACGGCCAAGAAGGAGCGACUGCAGAUUCUCAACGUGCAGCUCUCUGUGCCCUUCCCUGCCCUGCCUGCUGCCCUGCCUGCCGCCAACGGCCCUGUCCCUGGGCCCUAUGGCUUGCCUCCCCAAGCCGGCAGCAGCGAUUCCUUGAGCACCAGCAAGAGCCCCCCGGGGAAGAACAGCCUUGGCCUGGACAACUCGCUGUCCACGUCUUCCGAGGACCCACACUCAGGCUGCCCGAGCCGCAGCAGCUCGUCGCUGUCCUUCCACAGCACGCCCCCACCGCUGCCCCUGCUCCAGCAGAGCCCCGCUACUCUGCCCCUGGCCCUGCCUGGGGCCACUGCCCCACUCCCACCCCAGCCACAGAAUGGGCUCGGCCGGGCACCCGGGGCAGCGGGUCUGGGGGCUAUGCCCAUGGCUGAGGGGCUGUUGGGGGGGCUGGCGGGCAGCGGGGCCCUACCCCUCAAUGGGCUCCUGGGGGGGUUGAAUGGGGCUGCCGCCCCCAACCCUGCGGGCUUGAGCCAGGCUGGCGGGGCCCCCACGCUGCAGCUGCCAGGUUGUCUUAACAGCCUAACCGAGCAGCAGAGACACCUCCUGCAGCAGCAAGAGCAGCAACUCCAGCAGCUCCAGCAGCUCCUCGCCUCCCCACAGCUGACCCCGGAACACCAGACUGUUGUCUACCAGAUGAUCCAGCAGAUCCAGCAGAAGCGGGACCUGCAGCGGCUGCAGAUGGCUGGGGGCUCCCAGCUGCCAAUGGCCAGCCUGCUGGCAGGAAGCUCCACGCCACUGCUAUCCGCGGGCACCCCUGGCCUGCUGCCCACAGCAUCUGCCCCACCCCUGCUGCCUGCUGGAGCCCUGGUGGCUCCCUCACUCGGCAACAACACAAGUCUCAUGGCCGCAGCAGCUGCGGCCGCAGCAGUAGCAGCAGCAGGCGGACCUCCAGUCCUCACUGCCCAGACCAACCCCUUCCUCAGCCUGUCGGGGGCGGACGGUGGUGGCAGUGGCCCCAAAGGAGGGGUGAGUAAGGGGCCCUGGGCUGUCCUGUCUCUGUUCUCUGGGCUGGGCAGAGGUGGAGCACCAGAAGGUACAUCAUCAGAAGGAAGAAGGAAGCGACCCCCAGGUCAGCAAAGCACCCUGCUCCAGACCCCAGGGCCUCUGCUAGCACAUAGCUGCCCUCCUACAGACCCAAGAAAGAUGCACUCUCAGCGUUAGCGCUUACUAAAAGGACCAAUUAGAAAAGGUUGUUUCCUCUCUGGGUGGACCAGUUAGGAAAAAAUGAAGCUCUGGGUGGGCCAUUUCGAGAAAGGCCCUCCCUCCUUCCGCUGAGAGCAUAUAGCUGGGGCCCAGGGUGCUGGCCUUGGCCGGCACAUGCCUGCUUAGCCAGGCACCCUUGUGCAGGGCAACUCCCCCCCCACAAAUGUUGAUCCUGGUGUCAGCUGGGCUCCCUCACUGCACUACAACAGCUUCCCAGGAAGCUGUUCUCAACUGGGUGUUAGGACCAGACCCCUCCCCAACCCCCAGCCUCCCUUCCUCUCUUUCCAGACCGCUGACAAAGGAGCCUCAGCCAACCAGGAAAAAGGCUAAAUCCACUCAUGGCCCUCCUGGCCCCCCAGGUGGAAGGGGCAGAUCCUGGCCCCAGGGGUCCCAGCCUGGAGCAGGCACCCGUGCCCAGACACUGGAGAGCCCCGGCCCAGAUCCUAUGCUGAGGCCUGGGGAGCGCGAGGCACUCCUGGUGCCCAGGACUGAGGCCAAGAGGGAGCCCCUUCCCUCUCUGCACUGACCCCUUUGUGAGGGGCUCAGAGGGAGGACAGGCUCCAAGCCCACGUAGGAACCCCCACUCUCAGCGAAUGUUUUGAGGUCUCCCAGAGAGCAGAGUGGGCCAUGGCGUAAGUGGGGGUUGGUUGGACCCUCCACAUAAAAUGGAUCAGCACUUGAGUGGGAAGAAGAAGGGGUAGGCCCUGGGUCUGCCCCUGUGGAAGUCUUUUAUAGGAGAAGGGAGGCCCUGCGUUACCUGCAGUUUCUUCCCAACGUGGGCGGAUGGCAGGAGGGAUCCCUUGGACUGUUUCUAGCCUGUCCCCUUCCCCCGCCCCCCCAAGGAGGGUCACGAGCUGAGCUUGUAAAAGCCCACAGACUAGGGGACUGAGGAAGGGGCAGGAUGGCAUCAAACUGGGCCCAAGCCCCCCCACCUCUGGGCCCCCAAUGAUGGGUUGGGGGAGGGCAGGGGGAGGAGGCCCAGCCCCCUUGGUGCCCCGCCCCUUGUUUGCACUAUUGGGUUUAGGAGUGCUGAAGCUGGGGAGAUGGAGCUGCCUGACUCAGAGUGUGUGUGUGUGUGCGCGUGCGUGCGUGGGUGUGCAUGUGUGUGUCUCCCCUGGACCUGGGGCAGCCAAGGGCAGGGAUAGGAGCAGUGCUCAGACAAGGCAGCACCAGAGGGGCGGCUCCCAGCUCUUGUUUGCACCCUCCCCACCUCCCCUACUUUGGUCCCUUUCUGGGGCAUGAAUGGUUAACAGAAACCGGAACAGUACUCCAAUAUUGGAGAGCAACGGGGCCGGGGGCUUAGAAUCAGGGUAAAUCCUGCCUUCCCUCCCCCAGCCCCCACAUAGUCUCAGUGCCCCCUCAGAGCUCCCCUUCCUCCACUGAUAGUUGGUCCUGCUUCCCUGGCACAAGGGGAGCCCCAGGGAUAGGGAUUGGGGGAUGGGGCAAGGGACAGGGGGUAAAGUGCCACUUCUUUUAGUGAAAACCUCCCAGGAUUAGCCAGCCUGCUCCCCCACACCCCACCACACCCCCACCAACCAGGGGACACUUAAGCUUAAGCUCACCUAACAACUGUCCCUUCACCCACCAGCUAUUUCCCGGGGUUUGGUAAGAAAUCCUCACCUUAAAGAGUCCCCAUCUGCCCAGGGCCUUUGGUGGCAGGGCUCAGGGGCAGUGGGGCAGCCAGGAGAGGGGCAGGGUUGAAGCCUGUGUCUGUUUCAGUUGCACUGGGGUUGGGGCCAGGAGAGGGCGUUUCCAGCUUUCCCUGACGCUCAUGUCUUGUCAGUCUCUUUGCAUGUGUGGAUUUUUUGUGUGUGUUUCUGUUGGGGUUUUUAUUGUUGUUGGUUUUUUUUUUUUAAAUAAAGAAAAGAAGAUGUGUA